ACUACUGUUGUAACAUCCACCUCUAGUGAAGCAGAAACAUCUACAACAACAGAGCCCUCCACAAUCACAACAACUCCUGCAGAAACAUCUACCACUAGUACAGCAGAAACAUCUACAACAACAGAGACUUCCACAUUCACAACAGCUCCUGCUGAAACAUCCACCACUAGUACAGCAGAAACAUCUACAACAACAGAGACUUCCACAUUCACAACAGUUCAUGCUGAAACAUCUACCACUAGUGCAGCAGAAACGUCUACAACAACAGAGCCCUCCACAAUCACAACAAGUCCUGCAGAAACAUCUAUCACUAGUACAGCAGAAACAUCUACAACAACAGAGACUUCCACAUUCACAACAACUCCUGCAGAAACAUCCACCACUAGUGCAGCAGAAACAUCUACAACAACAGAGCCCUCCACAAUCACAACAACUACUGCAGAAACAUCUACCACUAGUGCAGCAGAAACAUCUACAACAACAGAGCCCUCCACAAUCACAACAACUACUGCAGAAACAUCUACCACUAGUGCAGCAGAAACAUCUACAACAACAGAGCCCUUCACAAUCACAACAACUCCUGCAGAAACCUCUAUCACUAGUACAGCAGAAACAUCUACAACAACAGAGCCCUUCACAAUCACAACAACUACUGCAGAAACAUCCACCACUAGUGCAGCAGAAACAUCUACAACAACAGAGCCCUCCACAAUCACAACAACUACUGCAGAAACAUCUACCACUAGUGCAGCAGAAACAUCUACAACAACAGAGACUUCCACAUUCACAACAGCUCCUGCAGAAACCUCUAUCACUAGUACAGCAGAAACAUCUACA
This is a messenger RNA of Carassius carassius (crucian carp), 837 nucleotides long. RefSeq names its product mucin-5AC-like. Lineage: Eukaryota; Metazoa; Chordata; Actinopteri; Cypriniformes; Cyprinidae. The transcript has a single exon. The record is from RefSeq and is a predicted model, not a curated record. The annotation marks the transcript as partial.